Molecule: messenger RNA, 801 nt
Organism: Closterium sp. NIES-65
Lineage: Eukaryota; Viridiplantae; Streptophyta; Zygnematophyceae; Desmidiales; Closteriaceae
Source: the annotation of a GenBank genome assembly
AUGAAAGCGCGGCGAGCUGCGUACGACUAUUUUUUUCACAGCCCUUCCGCCGCCCCGCCCGGCGGCGUUGACUUGCCCGUUGUCUCGUCACGCGCUGCCGCGCUGCCGGCGUGGGACUCCUUCAGUCCGCUUUUCUCCGGCCGCGAAUGGCAGCUCUACGCCGCAUCCGAAGACUCCAGCGGCGGCGGCGGUUUCGACGGAGCUCAGUGCAGCAGCGGGACUGGCGGUAUCGGGGCGGGUUCAAAAGACUGGCGCAGGGGCUUCAUGGGCUCCGCGGAGGGAUGUGGCGGGGAUGGAUGUUACAGCGACGAUUUUCGAGACGACGAGUCGUCUGGCUUCUCGUCCCGCAACGGCAGACGCAGCCCAUCCUUCUUCUCCCCUCCGCGCCGCCACCAUGACAGCAGCCGCUUCUCCUCCGCGCCACGGCGCUUCUCCUCCGCGCCUCAGCGCUUCUCCUCCGCGCCACAGCGCUUCUCCUCCGCGCCACAGCGCUUCCCCUCCCCGCCACAGCGCUUCUCCUCCGCGCCUCAGCGCUUCUCCUCCGCGCCACGGCGCUUCCCCUCUGCGCCUCAGCGCUUCUCCUCAGCGCCACAGCGCUUCUCCUCCGCGCCACAGCGCUUCCCCUCCCCGCCACAGCGCUUCUCCUCCGCGCCUCAGCGCUUCUCCUCCGCGCCACAGCGCUUCCCCUCCGCACCACAGCGCUUCCCCUCCCCGCCACAGCGCUUCCCCUCCCCGCCACAGCGCUUCCCCUCCCCGCCACAGCGCUUCCCCUCCGCGCCCCAGCGCCUGCGCUGUCCAUGA